AUGCUAGCCACCGUCAGGCCGGACCUACGAAUCCACGUCUUGGAGUUGGCUGUCCGCCAUCGCCGCAGCCGCCGCCGCCGGCCGUCAUCCUACCCGCUGUGGCCGCUGUGGCUCUUGGCGCUUGUCUUUUCGAUUGGAUUUGACUACAGCGCGGUUUCUGCGCUUCGCGAUCUGGGUAUAUGGGCGCUUGCAGGCCUGUUCAAGAGGACGCCGGAACUAUCAUACACGCCGCCCGUCUAUACGCCUGGCUCGGUCUACAACGGGGUGAUACGACUAGGCGAGGAGGCGGAAGCAGCAAAAAUGGCCCCAUCUAGCAAGCCAUUCGAGUUCACGCGGCUGUGGAACCAGGUCUACGAGCUGGAUUGGCGAAUCCGGAACCUGCAUCUCGAGCUCGGGGAAUUGUGGGAGUGGGAAAUGCCGAACGCCACGGUGCAGGCACACCAGGAGGACCUGAAUGUGCUGGCAGUUGACUUCAUGAGAAGCGUGGGCGAGCCUAUGGGCUUCCUCGACCUCAGAAUAACGGGCUUUCUGGAGAGCUCGUCGCAGCGUAUCAACGACACGUGCAUCUGGGCGGCCGAGUCGCUCAAGAUGCCACCCGAUGACUUCGUUGCACUCUCGAAGCCCCGGCAGCCUGAGCCAGUCCUACCCCAAUGGCUGGCGCGCUGGCUUGUCCCCUCCGCCGUCGACUCCACCAUUGAGCGGGAACGGAUGUUAUGGGACAAAAUCUGCUUGUUGCAAGGGUACCUGCUACGCCUCGACCAAAGGCUACUCAGGGACAUCGAUGGGGUCCGGGAGAAGCUGGACGCCUACGAUCGUCGCCUCAACCCGCGCACCGCCUUUCUGCUUGAAGAGGUGAAAGCACGGUACAAGGAGAACGAUACCACGGUCGCCCAAAUAGCCGCCUACGACGAGCAGGUGAAGCAGUGGGCCGAGUCAACGAUGUCGACGUGGCGUAAUAGCUCGUGGGCGCUCCGCCGGUUCACUGGCUACCUGCUGGGCGGCAAGCACCCACCGUCGUGGCCGCACUGGGAACUGCAUCAGACAGCCGGUCAGCUCGACAGACUCGAAAGCAUGAGGGGCCGCCUCGACCUGAUCCGCGCCUAUUCCUCCUCGCUGCACCGCUUCGUCUCGAGUGCCGCUCUUCGGAUCCGCGCUCUCGAAGUUAACCGCGCCGAGCGGCAUCUCGACGAGUCGCCCUGGACCUGUAGCGCGCUGCCGCACAUCGCCUCCAGCCCUAGCAACCAUAGCAAGCCACACGCCGAGGCAUCCGCUUACGGGAUGCUUUUGUUUCUACAACGCACCGCUUGGGACUUCUCCGAGCAGAUGCGCCAAUGGGAUAGGGCCGAUUUCAAAGACAUCGGAGUGACGUCUUGUCGGUGA
Molecule: messenger RNA, 1380 nt
Organism: Lasiodiplodia theobromae
Lineage: Eukaryota; Fungi; Ascomycota; Dothideomycetes; Botryosphaeriales; Botryosphaeriaceae
Product: putative Coatomer subunit alpha
Exons: 1
Coding region: 1-1380 (459 amino acids)
Source: RefSeq, a predicted model, not a curated record